Molecule: messenger RNA, 1394 nt
Organism: Acaromyces ingoldii
Lineage: Eukaryota; Fungi; Basidiomycota; Exobasidiomycetes; Exobasidiales; Cryptobasidiaceae
Exons: 1
Coding region: 386-1267 (293 amino acids)
Source: RefSeq, a predicted model, not a curated record
UGACGGCACUCCUCUCCCUUCACGAUCAUGGAUUGGGUCUGAGCUAUAUGACUAAACAGCUCGUCGUCGAGCGUGGCCGAUGCCGAGGCGCUGGUGCUUGCCCGAGUUCAAAAAAGCCAAGAAAUCAAAAGAAGCCGACUGAAAGUGGGCGUCCUGACAUGUCGCGAUUGUUGCGACAUGUUAGUCGAUGCAUCUACCAAACAGAUGUGUGUUCCUGAGAUGCAACCUCUUCGCCACCAUCACGCUUGCCACCAUCACCUUCCUUUUGAUCGCUCCUCACUCUCUCUCCAAAGGCAGCACGUUGAUCGUGCUGGCCUCUACAAUCCUUCGUCUUUGCACGCUCUUUUGAACCAAACGGGGCCUGGCGCCUUUCGUCUCGACCAACAUGCAGCCACCAGUCUGCUUCGUCGCUUUGUUCUCCAUUCUUUUCUGUUCAUCUAUCGUCCGAACCGUCUCGGCCGCACCGCUGUUCGGCUUCUUCGGAGGUGGAGAUGGCAGUAGCUCUGCUGCUGCCGCUCCCUCGCCAUCGCCAAGCGGCGCAGGCAGCCCUGCAGGCUUCACGCCUCUGGGCUCCCCUACGGACGUCUUCUCCGAGGGUGCAACCUGCACCGCCUCCUGGACGCCCGACACGAGCGGAGCAGCCACCUGGAAGAACAUGUCCAUCUCCCUCAUGACGGGGAGCAACCUCAACAUGACCAUGCUUGCCACCGUCGCCACGGGUCUCGACGGCACCAACACGGCAGUCACCUCGUACAACUACACCUGUCCGCAGGUGGAACCAACGUCAGCCAUCUACUUUCUCCAGUACAACCACGACGGAGACCAAGACUCCAAGUGGACGACGAGGUUCGCCAUAACCGACCCGAGCGGAGCCACGGUGCCUCCGCCCAAUGCGAAUCAGCCCGACGGUGGAGACCCGGCUGUUCCAUGGGGCGAGGGCCGGCUCGUGAGCGCAGGCAACGCCACGACGACGUCAUCAAGCACACCAGCAUCCUCUUCGACUGCCACCGCGGCGUCAUCUGCGACGCCAGCGGCAGCAACGACGACGGCAGGAGGUGGGCUUCCGCCCCAGGAGCAGAUGCAGUCAGCCUUCAGCGCUGCCUUUGCAGCGGGCACCGGGCCCUUUACCAACGCCGACCUCAUCGCUCCUGGUGGCUCCCUGUAUCGUCAGAAGACAAAUGGUGCAUCUCCAGCGGCGACUACUUCCCCCAUUGGCCUCGGCCUUAGUGCUCUUGCAGCUGGACUGGGAGCCUUCCUGAUAUUGUAGUCUAGCUAUUUCUGCAACAGCUAUUUGAGUGGUCCAAUAUGCUGAUUGGGUGUUGAUGGUCCCGCAGAAGAGGGCAGUAGUAGUACAUCGUGGAGUUUUCUAGUAGUGCUGCAUUCGACCUGAGCGA